AUGUCCUAUUUGUUGCAACAGAUGUGGUAUCUGUUGCAACAGAUAGUAACAAAUGACUUACCCAUUGCAACAGAUACCACAUCUGUUGCAACAAAUAGGACAUCUAUUGCAACAGAUGUCGUCAUCUCGGGUGGUUAUGGAGGCAAAGAAGGUGUUGAUGUUGGUGGUAACAACGAAGAUGGAGGUGGUGAUGGCAACGGUGGAGGAGAAGGAGGUGGCAACAGUGGUGAUGGAGGAGGAAGUGGUGAUGGUGGAAUAGGAGAAAGUGAUGGUGAAGGAGGAAGAAGAAGAAGAAUUGAUGGUGGUGGAGGUGGGGACGACGACGAUAGAAGGAAAGAGAAUGGCGUCGGCAGAAGGGAAGGAGGAGACUACUUAGCUAUUGGUUGGAUUUCUUUCCCAUCUUUGCCCCCCAAUUUCUUUGGGAAGGAAUCAGUAUUCUCACUAGCGGCAGCUGUAGGUAAAUCACUACAAGUGGACCUUGCUACUAGGAACCAAACAAGACCCAGUUAUGCCAGGGUGAAGGUAGAGAGCGAGUUCCCAAAAAGAAUAAAUGUAGGGCUUAGAAAGCAAUCAGGGGAGAUAUGUUACAAAUGGCUGUAUCCAAAAAGAGAGAAAAUGGGAGAAGAUUUGAUGAAAGAGAAAAUGGGAAAUCAAAUGGGGGAUAACACACGAAAGCUUUUGCAGGAUAAAAAAGGAGACAACCAAAGGAAGGAGGAACAAUUUAGGGAAUACAAGAACAAAAAGGGAUAUGGAAAAAGGAGAUACCAAGCUUGGGAGAAACCGGAACAGGUCUGGAACAAAAAACAAAAACAUCAAAAUUCUGAAGUGGUUGAGAGACAGGAAAUCAAUUUGAGGCUUUAA
Solanum dulcamara is the source of this 861-nucleotide messenger RNA. RefSeq names its product expansin-A26-like. The transcript is spliced from 4 exons. NCBI's taxonomy places the organism in Eukaryota, Viridiplantae, Streptophyta, Magnoliopsida, Solanales, Solanaceae. Bases 1 to 861 code for a protein of 286 amino acids. The record is from RefSeq and is a predicted model, not a curated record.